Messenger RNA from Prunus avium (sweet cherry), 718 nucleotides. Lineage: Eukaryota; Viridiplantae; Streptophyta; Magnoliopsida; Rosales; Rosaceae. The record is from RefSeq and is a predicted model, not a curated record.
UCGGGUAUCGAAAAGGCAGGGUAAGCCUGGCCAUACAAGAAGACCCUCAUUGCAUGCCACUCUUUGUGAUAGAGCUGCCAAUGCACAGUAGUGUGUUCCACAAGGAAAUGGCAUCGGAUAUAGUCCGAAUCGCGCUGGAGAGCGAGACCAAGACGAACAAGAAGAAGCUGCUGGAGGAGUUCGUUUGGGCUGUGUAUUGUAAUGGAAGAAAGGUGGGGUAUUCGAUUCGGAGGAAGCAAAUGUCAGAGGAUGAACUUCAUGUUAUGCAGACUUUGAGGGGUGUUUCAAUGGGGGCAGGGGUGCUUCCAAGCCCGUCCGAAAAAGAAUAUGCUUCAGAUGGAGAAUUGACCUACAUAAGGGCAAGAUUUGAGAGGGUUGUUGGAUCAAAGGACUCUGAGGCUUUGUACAUGAUCAAUCCAGAUGGGGCUGCAGGGCCAGAAUUAAGUAUUUUCUUUGUAAGAGCUCACUAGCCAGCACAAACUUGAUUUCCAUUUUCCUUAAUCCAGGUUAUAUUAAAGUUAUGUAAACGAAGGUUUUCAGAUGUUUGAAAUCAUGGAAAUGUUAUAUCCAAUAUGCCAAAGCCAGUUUCUUAGGUUCCCUCUGAUACCAUGAAAUUGGAUUUUCCCAUGCCCAAUAUAAUUUCUGACUUCAGGCAAAAAAGGAAGCAAAUUAAGGGAAGAACAAAAAUUGCUAUUUGGGCAACAAUUAGGAAAUAGAU